Molecule: messenger RNA, 810 nt
Organism: Mangifera indica (mango)
Lineage: Eukaryota; Viridiplantae; Streptophyta; Magnoliopsida; Sapindales; Anacardiaceae
Exons: 2
Coding region: 84-545 (153 amino acids)
Source: RefSeq, a predicted model, not a curated record
AGAAAAGGCAAGAGAAGCACAAAUCAAAGAGUCCAUCAAAAUUUGCAGAGUAUUCAAGAUUCAAGAGACAGAGGGAGAUAUCGAUGGGAAAUAGUUUAAGGUGCUGUUUAGCUUGUGUUCUUCCCUUUGGAGCUCUGGACUUGAUCCGAAUAGUCCAUUUGAACGGAUUCGUAGAAGAAAUGACGGCUCCAAUCACAGCCGGUGAGAUUCUUAAAGCAAACCCUAAUCAUGUCUUGAGCAAACCUUCUUCCGAAGGCGUCGUCCGAAGAAUCGUAAUCGUUUCGCCGGACUCUGAGCUCAAACGAGGCAGCAUUUACUUCUUGAUUCCAUCCUCUUCUUUGCCAGAAAAAAAGAAAAAAAGCAACACCAAUAAUAGAAAGCCCUCAAAGAAGACCAAAAAAAGCUACACCGACGAUCAAACUUCACCCUGUGAUCGUCACCUAACCGAUGUUACAUCCGAAAAGAAGUCAUCACGUCGAGAUCGCCGCAGUCGUGGGCGUAUCACCGUAUGGCAGCCUCGUCUGGAAAGCAUUUCAGAAGACUAACAAUUCUCCGGUACCGGAAUCUGACAUCUCCAGGGAUAAUGAUUCAAUGGCCAUUUUUUUUUAUCAAUGGUUUCAAGGGCAGCUCAUGUUGUGUAAUUAAUUAUGAUUAUCUUAACGUGGGUUGACAAGGUGUCAUGCCUCUCAGAUUGACGACCAGUUGUUAAUACAUGAAUCUAGUACAAAGAACUUGAGCGUGGGUAGGCCAAUAUAUGCUGUUAUAUUUAAAUUAUUGAAACCAUUUAUGAUUAAUGUAUGUUUAAUGUCA